AUGGGAGAUGAAGCUAAAACUCCAGCAAAAGCUUCAAUCAGAAGUUAUGUUGAAAACUUCAUCGAAAAACGUGAUAAUGAAUUACGCACAGCAAAUAAUGACCAGAGUGAUAUUCAACCACCACAAUCAGUAGAUCGAGAUUCAAUUGUUAUUGAAACUAAUGCAGAGAAUUUUCCUCGUAAAAAUCUAGAUAAUCAUGCAUCAGAAGCGACUGACAUUGAUGCUGAUGAACUUAACCUUGAAUCAGAUCCAAUUGUUGAAACACGCGAAGGUGAUGAACAAGUCUAUAAACAACAAGUUUAUUUACGUCAAUAUCAACCACCGACGCCAGAACCAAUUGAUAUUCAAGUUCACGAAGUCAUUGUCAAACCGCCCGUACAACGUGCACCCAUUCAUGUACAUGUUGCACCAAGUCAAAAUAGCCGUGCACAACGUACACCAUCACCUAUUCUAAUUAGAAGUGCUCCACCACAAGCACCACUAGUAGCACCUGAACCACUUGUUUUUCAUAAAUAUGUCCCAGUUGAUUAUCAAACUCUACAUCAACAGAUUGUUAUUCAUCGUCAUCCUGAAAUGCCACCGAAACCUCGACCCAUUGUCGUUGAACAAUGGCUUCCAAAUAAACCUGCGCCAAAGCGAGUCACCUAUCGUCAUGCUGAUCAUGACGCCUAUGCUAAAGAACAAUUUGAACGAACACAUAAUCGUUUUAUUGAAUACAAAAAACCGCAUACAACAAUUGAAGUCGAAAUUGUUCGUUUACCAAUAGUGACAUUAAAUCCAAGCGAAUAUGUAGAUCAAUCAGAUGAGCUUGCGCAACUUGAUAAAGUUCGUUCAUUAACACGUGAUCCCAAUAUACUUCAAUGGCGAAUAUAA
Rotaria socialis is the source of this 873-nucleotide messenger RNA. Lineage: Eukaryota; Metazoa; Rotifera; Eurotatoria; Philodinida; Philodinidae. The record is from the annotation of a GenBank genome assembly.